UGAUUGAAGAACAAACUCUUGACUACACAUAACAUUCCUUUGUUAUACAAGAAAGUAGUGGAUUAUGCUAGGAUUGGACAUCUUUCACAGUCGAAUCCCGCCUACUAGUGCGAUUUCAUUUCACAACAUAACUCGCUGUGCUUCAAUUCAUUUUCAAAGAGACACUUUUUUGUAUCGCUAAAUAUUCGAACUAAGUUGCAAUGGAUAUCCAUGAAUUACCAUCUACAAACCUUACAAUGGAAUGUCCAUUUACCUGGCAAUUGGACUUACAAAAAGUUUGUGAUUUUUGUGAGGAAGAUAAGACCUUAGCCGAUUAUACAGAAGCACCGAUAUCAUGUUAUAUUCAAAUGGUGACUUUUGCAUACAUUAGAUAUAUGCAAGGGAGGAUUGUUGCUGCUGAAGAAUUAAUUGAACAAAUUAAUGAUCUUUGGGAAAGAAUUUAUGAAAGUGUUUCAGAGCAAAAAGUUUAUUCAAUUGAUGUACUGAUGCACAUAAAAGAUGCAACAGCAUAUCACAUAUAUUCAAUGAUAGGAAAAAAAGAAAAAGCAAAAGAAAUGGAAAUGAAAAUAAAAGAUGCAAAUAAUUUCAAAUCUGAUAUUGAAAAAGGAACUAUAGUUGGAUGUCAAGCUUUAGCGACAAAACUACUUGACGAGAAAAAACAAAUUCCAGAUAUUUCUCUAAAACUAGCCAAACUAGCUUCUUCAUAUGUUCCCAACUGUGCGUUGUGGCACUAUGUAAUUGCUGAGUGUCUUCGAAUGCAGAGACGCUUUCAUAAUUUUAGUGCAAAUAUCUCAGAAGAAGAGACAAAUGAGUAUUUAAAAUGUUAUGAGUUAUCAGAAUCUGAUCAUUUCUACAUGUGUGUUGCAAGAUUGUACCGGGAGAGUAAUAAUUGGGAAAAAUGUUCAGACAUGUACAAUAGUCUUUACCUUAAAGAGCCUACAAGCUUGAGAACAAGAUUAUCUCUUGUCUUAUUUUUUUUAAGUUCAAAAGAUUUUGUGAAGGCUAAAGAUUGUUUGGACUACAUUGAAAAAAUAUUACCUCCAAAAAAGUCAAAUAAAACUUACUAUCAUUAUCUGGCAAGAUAUUAUGAAAAAACUAGAAAUUAUCCUAAAGCCAAAGAAAAUUAUUUGAAAGCUAUUGGUACAAAUAAUUUUCCUGCAGAUAUGGAUUACCUUAUUCUUAUUAGAAAUACUUCAAAUUCAAAGUAUGAUUAUGAAGUUAUCAAGCACCUCAAAAGUAUGUUAAACAGAUAUAAAGAUAACAAAAGUCUCACUGUACACAUAAUGUUGACCUUAGCUAUCACUUAUUUGUUUAAAAACAAAAAUUUAAAGCUUGCAGCUGAUUAUUUUUUAAAAGCUAUCCAGACAAAUCCACAUGAUCCUCAAUUAGAGAAUUUUCAGACGCGUUUUAGAGAUGUAGAUAGGUAUAAUAUUUUUGAAUUGAUCAGUUCAAAAAUCCUGACAGGAAAUGAAGAUAAUUACGGAAAUACUCUUCAAGAAUUGAAAAAUCAUUGUAUUAAAUACAAAAAUCGCAAAGAAAAUAAUGUUUCAGAUUUACUAAGCUUAAGUGUUGCUGAAACUUUAUCUCUCAAUAAAUAAAAUUCGAAAUGCAUUCAGGGAACAAUAAAUCUCUGCCUAUCAAUAUAAACUUUGAUUUAAUUGAGACAAAGAGUAUAAAUUGAUAUUAUUGUAACACUUGUCAAUGUGAGCAUUUAUUAUAUUCUACUUCAUGAUUAGAAGAAUAUUUUUGUACGAUUUUCAAUUGUAUGUAAGAGUAUAUGACGCUUGUUGAUAACUAACGGAAUAAUGCUGUAGUUAGAUAGUUGAGAUUGACUA
Messenger RNA from Trichogramma pretiosum, 1835 nucleotides. RefSeq lists its product as uncharacterized. Bases 201 to 1598 code for a protein of 465 amino acids. The record is from RefSeq and is a predicted model, not a curated record. Lineage: Eukaryota; Metazoa; Arthropoda; Insecta; Hymenoptera; Trichogrammatidae. The transcript has 5 exons. Gene Ontology annotation, molecular function: protein binding.